This is a messenger RNA of Penaeus monodon (black tiger shrimp), 1921 nucleotides long. Its product is annotated as rabenosyn-5-like. NCBI's taxonomy places the organism in Eukaryota, Metazoa, Arthropoda, Malacostraca, Decapoda, Penaeidae. The record is from RefSeq and is a predicted model, not a curated record. Gene Ontology annotation, molecular function: metal ion binding.
CGCCGACGUCUUGGAAGGGUUUUUGUGCCCCAUCUGCUUGGUGGACCUGACGUCCAUCACCCAACUCCAGGCACAUUUUGAAGAACAACAUGCGUCUGAGGAUAAGGAUGUGGUGCAGUCUCUUAAAGGAUUCUUGAGUAAAGCUAAGAAAAAAUUACUCAAUGAAGAUGAGCCUGAUAACGUAACGCAAAGGGAAUUUGAUGGCAGUGGAUUAGAAUACGAGCCAAACAAUCCUUGGAACUGGGACCCACCCCCUUUAGGACCUUCAAGAUGCCACACUUCCUUGUUCAAGAAGAUUCGGAGUGCAAGAAUAGAUUCCUUCGUUGCAGAGACCAACAAGUUAUUGAUUAGAUUAGAUAAAUUACUUAGAGACAUUCCCAGUGACCCUGUUAAACGGAAAGCCCACGAACGAAGUAUAGUGAUGUGGGCCGAAGAUAAGGAUGUUCCAUUGUGCCCGUUUUGUGCCAGGACUUUUAACUUAGCUCGGCGUCGUCAUCAUUGUAGGCUGUGCGGAGGCAUUAUGUGUGAUGAAUGCUCAGAAUUCUUGACAUUUGAUUAUGCAACAACACAGCACUACAUGGUAGUUAAGCACCAAAGCACCCACCUCAACUCACACCUAAUGGGGCAGUACCCAUUUAGUGUUACUUCUGCAUCCGUUCAUCCAGCCAGACAUUCUCCACUAUGUAUAUCUUCAUGCAGAAAAACUGUUAGUCCAGUUCACCAGGGGAAUGUGAAUCAAAUGACCACGGUAGCCACCAGCAGCAGCAGUAGCAGUGGCGGGCCUCUCAUGACCUCUUUCCUUGCCGGCAUUUCUGGUCUGCGUCGCUCCGGUUCACAAGGAUCCCUUAAUUCCCUCCUGUCGGUGAUGGACUCCAUGACCAGUGAGCAGCACUUCCGUGUCUGCCGGCACUGCAUGAUGAGACUACAAGCACGAGACAACCAAGUAGAACAACGGACGUCAAAGCCAACUUUAUCCCUCUACUAUGAAAAACUUAUGGAAUAUCGAGCACUAUUGGAGAGACUCCUACCCCAGUAUAUUCAGAUGGCAGAAUCAUUAAAUGCGGGAGAAACCACAUACAAUCUGCAAGAUGCUGAGGAGCUGAGAAUGAAAAUCCUUAGGACUGGUGACAAUUUAAACUCCAUGACCCAGAAGAUCCGCAACCUUGGCAUAGGGAACCAAGAUGUUCCUGAUGGGGCCGCUAGCAGUACGCCUCUGGGAUCACGGCAGGAGCUCCUACAGAGAAGGAUAUUUUCAACAUCAUCUGGAUUCCUCAAAGACCAUAUUCUAAGCCUUCCGAAACUACCCACCUUCCAGGAGCUAAAGGAGACUCAGGAGAGGAGAAGAUUGGAAGCAGAAGCAAGGUUGGCAGCUGAAAAGGAAGCUAUGCGGCAGGCAGAGGAGAGAGCAAGUGAGAUCCUGCGACGUAGGGACAAGGAGAGCAAAGACUCACCAAGAACAACCCCAAACCGGUCCAGCAGUAGUAACACCCCAAGCAGAUCAAGCAGCAGUACACCAGUGUCCUUCUCCACCAGUAGAAAAAAGCAGUCAGAUGAAGUUGUUGUUGACACAGGCUGGGGCCCAAAUCUCUCUCCUCCCUGUGUAACAGAGACUGAUGAUCCAAUGAUCCAGCAGAUGAACAAUCUUAGGAAUUAUAUAAGGCAGGCAAGGGAAGCAAAUCGAUAUGAUGCGGUAGCUACAUUAGAAGCCAACCUGAAGGAGCUUCAGGGAGAAUACAAAAAGCAGCAGCGUUUGAUGAAUCCAUAGAAAUUGCAGCUCUAGGCAUCUCUUUUAAUUAUACUGGUGCAAAAAAAAAGAACGCAAAAGCAGAGAGGGACGAAAAAUAGGGAAGAGAGGAAAGGAUGAGUAAAUGAAAUAUUGAUCUUGUAAUAUAUGGUACAAUAUAUGGAUAUUAGAUACUGA